AUGUCAAUAUCAAAUCAAGAUAUGCAAGAUAAUGCCACAUCACACUCGUUUGAUCAUUCUGAAAGUGAAGAAUCUGUUAAAGCAUUGAAAGAUGAUGAUGAUGAAGAAAGUAAUCAUGCAUUUGUAUUUGAUCAAGAUAAAUGUGGAAAAGCUCUUGUUAGGAUGAUCAUCACAGAUGAGCUUCCCCUUUCUAUAGUUGAUAAUAACUCCUUCAGAGUUUUUUCAAGAUCUCUUCAACCAUUGCUUCGAUUUCCUUCUAGAAAGCAGGUUGAACUUGACAUUAUUAAAAUCCAUGACCAUGAAAGAGUAAGAGUCAAGCGAAUGUUACAAGCUAAUGAAUCCAGGGUUGCAAUCUCCACGAAUUCCUGGACUUGUCACGAUGAAUUCCAUUAUAUGAUGGUGAAUGCACAUUUCAUUGACUGUAAUUGGGUGUUGCAAAGUUGUGUCUUAAGGUUUGUGAAUUUGCCAGAUCCAGAUAUGAAGAAUCAAGUGGGCGAGGUGUUGUUGAGAACUUUAUUGGAAUGGGAUUUGGAUCGGAAAGUGUCAACAAUCACUGGUGAUAGUCGCAGCAAAAGUGACAGCAUACUUGAAUCCGUUGUCUGGAAGUUGCAAAAGAAUUCUUUGAUACUGUCGCGUGAUUUUGAUUUUGUCAAAGUGCGAUGUUGUGCAGAUAUUGUCAACUCCAUUGUGGAAUAUGGUAUGGACACAAUUAGUGAUUCAGUUAAGAACAUAAGUGAAAGUUGUGAUUAUUGGACAGAAUCGCUAGACAGAAGGGAAAGAUUUGUAGAGAUCGGUGUUGAACUUGGAUUAAGUAUGAGUACUUAUUUGGUUUCAGAUUGCGAUCAUAAAUGGACAUCUACUUAUUCCAUGCUUAAAACUGCUUUGCCAUAUAAGUUGGUGUUUAAUCAAUGUUCUCUUUUGGAUAAUGAGUAUAAGACUAAACCAAGUGAUACUGAGUGGGAUCUUGCGAAUGAGACAUGUGUUCGAUUAGAAUCAGUUUGUAGUAUUACCAAGUUGUUCUUUGAAACUAAGUAUCCCACAGCCUUUCUAUAUUUUCAAAUGGUAUGUGAUCUUAAGUUGGUUUUAAAUGAUUGGUUAGCUUGUUCGAAUCAAGUUGUUCAGAAUAUUGCAGCCAGAAUGAUGAAGAAGUUCACUAGAUAUUUGGAUCAUAUGCAUAUAUUGAUGGGUGUUGUUGCUGUAUUGGAUCCAAGGACUAAGUUACACUUGGUUGAGUUUUCUUUUGCAAAACUCUUUCCAAGUGAUUCUGAUCAAAAAGUGAAAAGGGUGGUCCAAAUAUGUAAUGAUUUGGUGAAGGAGUAUCAAACUAGGGUUUCUCUUCACACAUCUACUUCUAGUAAUCCAGAUACUAAUGUAUCUUCAAAUCCAAGAUAUCAGAUAUCUCCUGAAUUUGAAAUAUAUAUCCAACAGAGAAUUAAAAAGACUGAGGUGAAAUCGGAGCUAGAGUACUAUUUGGAAGAUGAUUUGGAGUCUAGAACAUCAGAUUUUGACAUUCUUGCUUAUUGGAAGGCAAACUUAAAGUAUCCGACAUUGAAAGCAAUUGCAAGAGAUUUGUUAGCUAUGUCAGUGUCAAGAGUUGUUUAUAAGUCGCCUUUUAGGGAUGGCGAUAGGAUUUCUGCUUUUAGUGAUGGCAAUAGGAUUUUAUCUCCAGCCCGUAGUGGACUUGAUCUGAACAUAUUGGAGGUUCUCAUGUGUUCGAAAAGCUGGUUAAGUGGAUCCGAAUCAGGUGAUAUUUCAAGGGAGAUGCAUGAUAUAGGCAUGGACGACGAUUAUGAUGCCGAUGAAAUGGGUAUAUUUUUAUACAUUUGAAUUUGAAUUUAUGUUUUUUAUAAUAUUUAUAUCGUCCUUUCUUUAUCUAUUGUAGAUGAUGAUGAUGAGGUUUGAAAAAAUACUUUUGAGGAUUGAAGCUUGCAUGGGGUGUGGGGUUGUCACCUUUGUUUUUGUAGUGGAUCUUAAUUAGUGUUAUUUUGUUAUGAAAAUGGUUAAACUUUGAAGUAAGAAUAUUUCUUGUGUUUUUAAUAU
Impatiens glandulifera is the source of this 2040-nucleotide messenger RNA. Its product is annotated as zinc finger BED domain-containing protein RICESLEEPER 2-like. Bases 1 to 1827 code for a protein of 608 amino acids. NCBI's taxonomy places the organism in Eukaryota, Viridiplantae, Streptophyta, Magnoliopsida, Ericales, Balsaminaceae. The record is from RefSeq and is a predicted model, not a curated record. The transcript is spliced from 3 exons. Gene Ontology annotation, molecular function: DNA binding; protein dimerization activity.